Messenger RNA from Dentiscutata erythropus, 372 nucleotides. The record is from the annotation of a GenBank genome assembly. NCBI's taxonomy places the organism in Eukaryota, Fungi, Glomeromycota, Glomeromycetes, Diversisporales, Gigasporaceae.
AUGCGUGCAUAUUAUUAUGACAACGAAGACACAGACCCUCGUGAGCCGCAUGAAAAACUUCCCCUGUCGCCGGUAACUCCCCAAGAGCUUGCAAAUUUUGGAGUUCUCUACUGGCAAUUGGGUGACGAUUAUCUUGGUGAAAUAGAUAAAAUAUGUAAAGAAAGGAGUUAUAAAAAUCGGGAUGAAAUUAAUUGUUCGAGAGAAGGGCUAGGUGACGCUUACGAAAGCAAAAUUAAGACAUUUUUUGAAGAGCAUCUUCAUGAAGAUGAAGAAAUUCGCUUUGUUAUUGAUGGUUCCGGAUAUUUUGAUGUUCGCGAUGGUGCGGAUCGUUGGAUUCGUAUAGCUGUCAGUAAGGGCGAUCUACUCGUUUUG